AGUCGCAGACGUCUGGGCUGGAGCGAUGUUUUGUUUAUUUUUUGAAGUGACAAAAACUCCUUUGCUGAAGAAGCAGAUAUUAUCUGAAAUAAAUGCAUGAACGCCCUGUGACAUGUCGGUAAUAAUUUCUCCGGAGGGCUUUCAAGGGUCGCAGAGGCAGCAGCCCCAGGCGCACGACCUGACCUUUCACCGAAUCGCAGAACACACCUCUGCGAAUACUGGCGGAGAACCUAUUGCUGGCGGGGAAUCUUGUCCUAAAUGCAAACUGCCCAUCAACAACAAACAAAACCGUCUUGUCCAGGAUGCCUGUGGUCACACAAAGUGCAGGAUGUGCCUGCUGAACGAGGAGUCUGGAUGUUUUGAAUGCAGACAAAAUGAAGAACAAAAAAGAUUCAGCGAACUUCGACCUCCAGUCAUUGAAAACUACUUUGAACAAAACUUCGUCGAUCAGAGAAUAAUCAGCCCUGAGCCGACCGAUGUCCACCAUAGCAGGGGACCUGACACAUGGUCGAGGUCGUCAGUUGUUGAAAUGAGAAAUGAAAUUCCGAUUGGACAGCAGCAACAACCGUUGGACCUGAAAAGUGGAGAGAGCCCCGUUCCACCUUUGAUUCGAGACAAGAGUCCUGAGGUGAUGUUCGAGAGACUGCCGAGCGAGAAGACUGCUUCGUUACCCUUCAAGAAAAGUCUUCGUUUUCCAAAAAUCGAUUUAAACGGACAAAAGCAGGUCCUGGAAAGAAGAUUUGCUAGUGCACCUCCAGAAGCUAAAGAGGAGCAAUCUAAGCAACCGGGACCGGAAGUUGAUUCAUCCCAGCAAACACAAGCCAGUGCUUUGCGUAUUGGGAAUGUAAAAGAGGCGGCCGUUCAAGUUUCUCCCGAAGUUAUAGAAAAAUCUACAGAGCCAACUGACAAAAAGAAAAGAGGAAAAAAGGCUGAGCCUCUGCCUGGUCACAUAAAAGUCCAAGAAGGUGUGAAAAAGUCAUACAGCUGUGAUGUCUGCAAAAGGAGUUUUUCGAGCAGAGCCAAUGUCCAUUAUCACAUAUCUUGUGGUAGUACAGAGAAGCCGUUCGAGUGCAUGCAGUGCGGGAAAGGGUUCAUUUCCAUAACACAUUACAAAAUUCACAUUCGAUCUCAUUCUGGAAAACGACCAUUUGUGUGUGUUUAUUGCAGAAAAGAUUUUGCUCAAAAAGGAAAACUGCGACGCCACAUGAUGCUUCACACAGGCGAAAGACCGUAUUGCUGCGAAUUGUGCGGCAAAGGUUUCCGAGACCACAAUGCUUUGACCAAGCACAGCUCAGUUCACACUGACGAGCGUGCCUUCUCUUGCACCAAAUGCGAGAAGAAGUUCAAAGAAAUCAGCAACCUGAAGAAGCACAUGGUUGUGCACACAAAGGACAGACCGUACAUGUGUGACAUUUGUGGCAAAAGCUUCGGCUUUGUCAAUACAUUGGCCCAUCACAAAUUGAUCCACACAAGACGCAGGGACCAUGUUUGUAGAUUGUGUGAUAAGGCUUUUCGUCUGAAGAGAGACCUGGGCAGGCACAUGGCUGUGCAUUCAGAAAAGAAGCAGUUCAAGUGCCCUGUGUGUGAAAUUUCCGUGCGGCGAAAAGACAACCUGGAAAGGCACAUUCGCAACACGCACCCCAACUCGGGGGGCGCGGCGGAAAAUUUGGAGGCGGCAGCGCGCGCUAAAUCAAACACGGUGGCUGUAAUCAACGCGGCGCCUGCCAAGGCGGCACCAAACGUCCGCAACGUCGACUCGGAGAAAAGCCCGCACCUCUUUGUCGUGGGCAGCCAGCAGCCCUAAUUAAAAGAGGGCCAAUCGAAUGCAUUUUUCAAAAUUUAACGCUCCUUCCGAGACGCUCUUUGAAUGUGUUUUUGCACACUUGUGCCUGCCAAGGUCAAUUCGCAGAUGGUUCUUCCAUCCGAGAGAGCUUUCGCGGCCCAUUUGUAAUCUCGCACCGAAUUUCGUUGUUUUUUUUCCAGCCACGCAUGGAAGCUUCUUGUAUCAGCGCCGCUGCCUGUUUUCUUCAUCAUGCUGGCGAUGAAAUGACGUAAUCGAGCAUUAAUCAAGCCUCUAGCCGAAAUCAGUUGCUGCUCGAUCUCAGAGCAUUUUUCAGUUCAUUGACAGUGACUAAACUUUGGUCAAAAAUGUCAAAACGCUAAGUUCCUAAUUGUUAUAAAAUUUUAUUGGUAAUUUUUGAAAACGAACGUAUAGUUAUUGAAAUUGACGUUUAAUAUUCUUUAGACUUGUUCAGAAUUAAAGAAGAUAAUUUGAAAUUCUGGAAACUGUUCAUGUGAAGAAUCUUUGUGCAUAAUGUUUAAUAAAAAGUUUU
Neocloeon triangulifer is the source of this 2333-nucleotide messenger RNA. RefSeq names its product zinc finger protein 684-like. NCBI's taxonomy places the organism in Eukaryota, Metazoa, Arthropoda, Insecta, Ephemeroptera, Baetidae. The record is from RefSeq and is a predicted model, not a curated record. Gene Ontology annotation, molecular function: DNA-binding transcription factor activity; RNA polymerase II cis-regulatory region sequence-specific DNA binding. The transcript has 8 exons. Gene Ontology annotation, biological process: regulation of transcription by RNA polymerase II. The coding region runs from base 113 to 1804 and encodes 563 amino acids.